GCUGGUGUCCCCGGUGGCGGGGCCGGCCCGCCCGUGCCCUCCUCCGCCGGGCCCUCGGGGCGGCGGCCGCGGUGACAUCAGGCCGGGCCGGCGCCGAGCGCAAACCGCCGCCCCAGACCCGCCUUCUCCCGCCGCCGACAAAAGCCCCCGAGCGGCCUCCGGCCCCAGCCCCGCUCCGAACACCGACCCGGCUCAGCCCAGCCCAGCCCCGCUGCAGGAUGCCGAACUGGGGAGGAGGAAAGAAGUGUGGAGUGUGCCAGAAGGCCGUGUACUUCGCCGAGGAGGUGCAAUGUGAAGGCGGCAGCUUCCACAAGUCCUGCUUCUUGUGCAUGGUCUGUAAGAAGAACCUGGACAGCACCACUGUUGCUGUGCAUGGAGAUGAGAUCUACUGCAAGUCCUGCUACGGCAAGAAGUACGGCCCCAAGGGCUACGGCUACGGGCUGGGAGCCGGGACCCUGAGCACGGACAAGGGCGAGUCUCUGGGAAUCAAAUACGAAGAGGGCCAGCCCCACCGACCCACCAACCCAAAUGCAUCCCGAAUGGCCCAGAAGGUUGGGGGUUCUGAUGGGUGCCCUCGCUGUGGCCAAGCGGUGUAUGCGGCCGAGAAGGUGAUUGGAGCUGGAAAGUCCUGGCACAAGUCCUGCUUCCGCUGCGCCAAGUGUGGCAAGAGCCUGGAGUCCACCACCCUGGCAGACAAAGAUGGGGAGAUCUACUGCAAAGGUUGCUACGCCAAGAACUUCGGUCCCAAGGGCUUUGGCUUUGGGCAGGGUGCCGGGGCGCUGAUCCACUCGCAGUGAGGCAGGAGGAGCUGGGCUUUCCGCUCACCCCGGGCUAGUCCAGACCAGCCUGGGCUGCCCGACGCUUCCUGCGCCCGCAGUGAGCAUCCCCACCGUCAUCAGUAUCCACCCGCUGCUUCCCAGCACGAGCCCCUUGCUCCCCGCCCUGACCCAGCGCACCCCAAAGCUGGGGGAGUCCCAGCGUGGUCCCCACUGGGUCCUGCCGGUGCGGGUGCUGGCGGGGGGACAGCUCAGCUCGCACCCACCCGCAGCGAGGCCUGUGAGCCCAAAAUGUUUGUUCCGCAUUGUCUGUCCUGGCGGGAUGCCAGCUCAGCCGGGCCAUGCCGUGCCAUGCCGUGCCAUGCUGUGCCACCGAGCAAGCAAUAAACAUCAAAGCUGACCCAUG
Molecule: messenger RNA, 1182 nt
Organism: Columba livia (rock pigeon)
Lineage: Eukaryota; Metazoa; Chordata; Aves; Columbiformes; Columbidae
Gene: CSRP1
Product: cysteine and glycine rich protein 1
Exons: 6
Coding region: 219-797 (192 amino acids)
Biological process (GO): muscle tissue development; sarcomere organization
Cellular component (GO): nucleus; cytoplasm; Z disc
Molecular function (GO): structural constituent of muscle; actinin binding
Source: RefSeq, a predicted model, not a curated record